Molecule: messenger RNA, 2580 nt
Organism: Aedes aegypti (yellow fever mosquito)
Lineage: Eukaryota; Metazoa; Arthropoda; Insecta; Diptera; Culicidae
Product: F-box/LRR-repeat protein 13-like
Exons: 4
Coding region: 294-2477 (727 amino acids)
Biological process (GO): SCF-dependent proteasomal ubiquitin-dependent protein catabolic process
Cellular component (GO): SCF ubiquitin ligase complex
Molecular function (GO): protein binding
Source: RefSeq, a predicted model, not a curated record
UUGAGAUAUUUUCUGACUUGAAUAAAGAAAAUUUGAGGUAAAUAAUCAAUAAUACCUGAUAUUUGAAACGUUCUGUCACUGAUCGAGAACCUAAUCGCUGAAAAAAAUCUUCAAGUAACUCAUCAACACGACUUGAUCGUUAAACAACGAAUGGUACUCACGUGCGUAAUCGUAUUUCAAAUGAUCAGCGACUGUCGACUUUCGACCCGAUCGUGCUCGUUGCGCUAAGCCACAGUUAUCGAGGGCUUAUAAAGUCAUACCAGUGAUCAGUUUGCCCAGAGGCGUCAGUCAAGAUGGAAACGAAAAACACCCAUCUAAUAAAGUUGCGAGAGAUGAAAGAACUUAUGGAUUUGAUAAAUCCACCACCAGUCUUUAUUGAGAAGAUACCAGAGUUUAGGAAAAAGAAGCCUGAAGAUGAACAACCGAGAUCAUCGCGAUCAAGAUUGUGGAGAACUAAGAAAAUCAUAGACUAUACAAAUCCAAUUGAGGACGUUCUAGUGCGCAAACCUCAACCGAAACCAGAGCCUCCCAAAGCCUCCAAACCACCACGACCCGGAGGGAGAAAAACGAAAAAAGUUGAAGCACCACCUGAGGAAGCUCCACCAAUUGAGAGAAGAGUUAGUUUUAUUGACUCUAUGCCCAAUAUCUUGUGGAAUUUCAAUCAAGGAAAACCAAUAGAACAAGUGGAGAUUCCAAAGUGGAUGGAACCCUUCGAUACGACCGGUCUGUUCGAGCCCCGUUACGAUCUACUACCGAUGGAGUUGAUUUUGAUUAUUUUCAAACAAAUUACCACCAGUGAUCGGCUUGCAGCUGGCGAAACGUGUAGUCGUUGGAACGAAGCUUCACAUUACUAUGGACCAUUCCUCGAUCAGACCUAUUACCAUUUCGACAGAGUUGAAUAUGGUGAUCAUACAGUUCCGUUCAAGUAUUUUACACAAGGAUUCCGUUACUACCCACGAUUGGUUUUCACCCAAGUUGAGUUCAACAAACAUAGUGACUUCUGGGAAGUGCAUGGGCUUUGGAUUACUGAGCUCACCCUACGAUCCUGCGUUAUUCGGAAGAAGAAAUUUUUAUCGAUCAUGCGGAAUCUGCUGAACUUGCGCAGGCUCGAACUAAUGCAGUGCGACGAACUGUUCAAGAACUGGACUAUCGAAUACAACACCCAAGAACCAAUGUUUCCAUUCUUCUUGUUAUGUCUCAAACAUCUCUCGCUCUCCGGCUGUGACUACUUCAACGAGUUUCACUUUGAGCGGUUUAUUACGAUGGCACCAAAUCUACAAUCCAUCGACGUUUCCAACUGCUUCAUCAACCUCUACCUCUCCAAACGGAUUACCAUGCUUGAUCGAGUGAUGAAACUAAUCAGUCGGAAUCGACAUCUGAUGAAAUGCGUAAACCUCACCGAUACUCCCUGUGUAGAUGACUUCACGUGGCACUUGUUGUGUGAUAUCGAAGGCCUUCGUCUCACGCACUUCACCAUGGCCUACAGUGAACGCGUUCCGCUGAAAGAACCCGGUAUCAUCCGUUUCUUCACUAUUCAAACGGAACUCACACAUCUGGAUCUAACGUCCUCGAUCGGGCUCAACGAUGAGUGCAUGCAGAUCAUCAUAACAAGCUGUCCGCUACUGCACACGCUUAAGAUCCGUCGAUGCUGGCUACUGAGCGACGAAGGAGUCGUCGAUAUGCAUACACUUCAGCACCUCCGAGUCCUUGACAUCUCCAGCUGUGAACGAAUCAGCGACUUUGGAAUCAACACCUUCAUUGUCGGUAGACGCCAUCGAGAGAUGCACGAGCUGUAUCUAUCACUGCUGAACAACCUGUCGGACUCCACCAUGUACUACAUAAUGGUAACCUUCCAAAACCUGCAAAUCUUGGACCUGGACAGCACGGCCAACUCCGUCACGGACGAAACCAUUCAGUAUAUCAUAUGCUACCUGCAUAAUCUACGGCAUCUGAACGUCAUAGCCUGCACGAAGAUAACAGAUGCUGGAUUCACAGGGAUUGACCUACCGCAGAAGACUUUUGCAAUCUGGGAUAUUGAGGAAACCUUUUCAAUCGAUAGGCUGAAGAAACUUCGGAUACUCAAGGUUUCCGGGUGCUACAAACUCACAGAUUUCUCAUUAAGAUAUGCGUUUAAAUUUAUGGAACUUAAGGAGCUUAGUUUAUCAAGAUGUCAUCAACUAUCGAAACAGGGAAUUGAGAAGCUAGUAACGAACUGUCCAGCAUUGGAGUAUCUAGAUCUGAGCGAAUGUCCCAACAUCAAUGACAACUGCGUAGAGCUCAUCGCACAAAACUUAAAACGGCUGAGUACGCUGAAGCUGGCGAACUGUCCCCUGGUCAGCGAAGUGGGUUUGGGUUACAUCUCUGAGUACUGCAAAAACUUAAAGUACCUGUACGUGAGAGGAUGUUUCAAGUUGCCACCGGAUAUCUCGGAACGUCUGGCUAAUAUCACUACGCUGAGACAGGUGUACAAAUCUUAGAAAAUCCUUAACUUAAGUCUGAUGUCUAAGCUAUUGUACAGUUAUUUAGAACUAAUGAAACAUGAAUAAAUGUUUAUGAACGGUAAUGCAGUCUGUAGGCUUA